Messenger RNA from Puccinia graminis f. sp. tritici CRL 75-36-700-3, 1748 nucleotides. RefSeq lists its product as uncharacterized. The transcript has 7 exons. The coding region runs from base 73 to 1578 and encodes 501 amino acids. NCBI's taxonomy places the organism in Eukaryota, Fungi, Basidiomycota, Pucciniomycetes, Pucciniales, Pucciniaceae. The record is from RefSeq and is a predicted model, not a curated record.
CUUUUGAGCCCACUGUCAGGCCAGACAUCCAUUGGCAUCCUCAAUACACCUGGCGAGUGGAAUCGCUAUAGUAUGAAGUCUGAAGCCCAAGCUCAGCUUAUCCAGCAUAUCGAUUCUCAAUAUUAUGUUUCUCCGACUGAUCUUGAUGAAAUCGUUUUCAAGACGAUGAACAUCCUGAUCGCUCUGAUUAUCGCACUUUACCUGUUCGGCGUCUUCAAACAACUCGGUAAAUCGCGUAUCUGGGUGGCUAAAGUCGAUCCCAAAGGCUAUUGGCAGCCGAAUGUAAACGUUUUGCUGCCUAUCUUUGCCACUGCCCAUGGCACUGCAUUGACUGUUGCACUGGGUCUGAUGCAUCUCGAUUUUGGCGGACCUGUGCGCCCUUGGACAUUGUCAUUUGAAGCAGGCUCUUUCCUCCUUUUGCACUGUCUUAACUGGUCUAAGACAUGGGUUACCCUCUAUGCGAUGCCGUAUAACGCGGAAGGCCCCCAUUUGACGCAUUCCCGGACUGCGUUGUCGACACGCUUCGCCUCACCAAACCUUUUCAACUCCAUGGUUUUGCUCGGCUACGCAGCUCCGGUUCUGAUUGGAUUGCCCUUGAUGAUUUUCCAACAUCGAUCGAUUGAUCAAGCUCAUCACACCUAUCUGAGCUUGCUAGAAACGAUCGAUUCCCUCGGGAAUCAAAGUCCUGCCAAUACACCUCUAACUACCUGGCUUUUCAACCCGGCCGUGGCUCUGAAGAUCCAACUCCUCAAGAGCGGUGGUGAACGGACGCACCAUUAUGGCAAGCUGUUUGCCAUCAUGCUAAUAACUAUUCAUUCGAUCAGUGUGUUCUUUUUGCUCUGGGCAACACAAGCAAUUUUGAGAACUCUUUUCAAACAAGUUAAGAUUCACCGCCGUUGUAUUUUGAAUCGACGACAUGUCCUAGGAUUGGAGCUUUCGACGACCAAUUCUAAUGAAUCAAAUCCAGCCAAACGACCAGGUUUCGACAAAUUGGAGACCGCUAGUCUUGACUCCCGAGCUGAACAUUUCAUAGUUGAAUUCAAAUCAGCCAAUAAAAUGGAAUCUUCAAACAAAGGAAAUUCGUUCAAUUGGAUUGACUGGAAAUUUAUCACACCAUGUCUUAGGCGGGGAACUGAGGUGGGAGCAGAGCUCUGGAAAUCUGAUUUGAUCCGGCACUUGGAUGAGAAAGAUCAAGUCCUUCAAUCCAAUCUCGAAGCGCAGUAUUUGACAUUGAGACAAUACACUGCAAAUACGAUGUGGCAAGCACUGCUCAUCUGUAUGAUUUCGGGGUGCUACAUCACUCUUGGCUUUUCAUAUGUGUUUAAUUGGCAGAAUGCACCAAUUCGCACCACUUACCCUCAGCUUUGUCUUAAUCAGUUAAAAUAUGCUGGGAUGAUCUGGACCCUUGGAGGCUUUUUGUUGGCGACACUUACAGCUAUCGUUGCCUCAUCGGAAUUACCAAAAGACCCUUCCCAUCAAACUGAUGUACCGAAAACUCAAGAACGACCAGAGUCAUCGAGGUUCGAAAUGCAUCUUCAUACCGAAAGAACACUACCGUUUCGCAGUCACGCAUUUUAGUGAUUUGAAAAAUUACCGACCCGGAAAAAAUUGCAUCUUGUGCAUCUCACCCAUCCAACUCGAUGGAUUGAAUUGAGUUUCUUGAAGAAACAGAUGUUAAGAUUCCACUAUUGAUUUGAUUUGAACAGGUUUCUUGACUUGGGAGCUUACUACUUGAAUUUUGAUGCUUG